Anolis sagrei ordinatus is the source of this 2321-nucleotide messenger RNA. Lineage: Eukaryota; Metazoa; Chordata; Lepidosauria; Squamata; Anolidae. The record is from RefSeq and is a predicted model, not a curated record.
ACUGGCUUCCCUUACUUUCUCUAAGGCACAUCAGUCCCUUUGUCUAGCACUCUGAAAUCCAGUUUUUCUGGAAAUCGUUCCUGCGGUGGACACCUUUCUGGACCUUAUGGUUCAUUUUCUACUCCAUUGUAUCCUUCAAAUUACCCUAGCAAUUCAUGGUGUAUCUGGGACAUACAAGUAACUGAAAACCGCCAAGUUGAACUCCGGUUUGAAGAUUUUCUACUGGAAAUUACAAGCCGCUGCCUUUUUGAUUUUGUCGAAGUUUUUGAUGGCUUUUCAUCCACAUCACCUUCUCUUGUGAAGACCUGUCACAAGACAACAAAGUUAUACGUCUCGUCGUCAAACAAAAUGCGAGUUGUAUUUUCAAGUGAUUCUAGUGUCAAUGAUAGAGGUUUUCAUGCAGUCUAUCGUGAGAUUAUUCCAAAGAAUGCAGUCACAACAAAACCAGUCUGGGGUGUGAAAACUACUACUUCAAGCGGAUACUCAAAGCGGCUUGUCAAUGGAAGAAACAGAUGUGAAGGGCGACUUGAAGUGCUUUACGGAGGACAAUGGGGGACAGUCUGUGAUGAUGACUGGGACAUGAACGAUGCUCAUGUUGUGUGCAGGGAGCUUGGAUGUGGAAUUGCUCUCGCUGCAGUGGUAAAGGCUCAGCAUGGCCAGGGCUCAGGCCCUAUUCAUAUGGAUGGUGUACAAUGUGCUGGGAAUGAAAAAAGACUGGAAGACUGCUUUCACAGAGGCUGGGGAAUUCACAAUUGUAUCCAUAGAGAAGAUGCUGGAGUCAUCUGCUCAGGACCAGUCCAGAACACUCCUCCUCCAACAAGACCACCUGUUCGUUUCCAGACUACUCCUUCAGCUGAUGGGACUGUGAAACUAGCCAAUGGAAAACACAAGUGUGAGGGACGUGUGGAGAUGCUUUACAAAGGAAGUUGGGGAACAGUCUGUGAUGAUGAAUGGGGCAUGAAUCAUGCACAGGUUGUUUGUCGGGAGCUUGGAUGUGGAGCAGCUGUCUCAGCACCUGGAAGAGCUUGGUUUGGUCAGGGUUCAGGCCCAAUUCUCAUGGAUGAUACACAUUGCAGAGGGACUGAGAUCAACUUAAAGCAGUGCUCCCAUAAAGGUUGGGGAAUACAUAACUGUCUUCAUAAUGAAGAUGCUGGUGUUGUUUGCUCAGGUAUAACCAAGAUGGCCACUACUGCAGGUAUUACCAAGAUGGCCACUACUGCAGCUCCUGUGAAUGAUACAACCUCAGAUCCUGUAACACUUUCAUGCCUGCCAGACUACAUGAAGGCAGUUAUUGAACGAGAUUAUCUCACAUCAAAAUGUGGCUCUCAGUGUCAAUGGUACUUAAGUGACCCUGCCUGCAAACCUGUGGUUACAAGACAACAAAUUAUAUUCUAUAUUCCAUAUGAUGGUUGUGAUACAAGACGUGAGAAUGCUGGAAGAAUUAGCAGUUUCUCCAACAGUGUCAGAAGUUCUGGAAGUAGCAUAAAUUCCCAAUUCCGCUUCACUUGCGUAAUGGAACCAAGACGAAUGACAGAAAUAGCACGCAAUGUGGAUGAGCGUGACUCCACAAAAAACGUUCAAAAGCAAAAUACACAAGUGUAUAUGAAAUGCUCAUUCUUUGACUCAGAUUCAUUUCGGCACCCAUGGAACAACUUGAAUUACUUUAUAAAUGAGAUGCAGGACUCAUUUUUCCAAGCUACUUUCUAUAGUUUUAAUAGGAACCUGAUAUUAUUUGUGGAUACAUGUGUGGCUUCUCCUAAUGCCAAUCACUUCGGUAUUGGGUCAUAUGAUGUCAUAAAGCAUGGGUGCUCAGACAGUCAUGAUACCCACACCGAUUAUUUUGCACAAAAUGGGAGGGCUACCCGCUUGAGAUUUAAACCUUCCAGGAUUUUCAGCAGAUAUUCCAGAGUUUACCUACAGUGCAAAAUAGUGGUGUGUCGCAGAUACGAUUAUUCCUCUCGAUGCUACCAAGGCUGCCUUUCUAGGAAAACAAGGGAAGCAAGCUCAGAGCAAGAACAGCUGCAAGUUCUUGGGCCACUGAAACUUGAGUAACCUGAAGACAUGAACCCUGACAGCUUGAAUGUAGUGACUUGGUCAUUCCCACCAAGUACAGUGAGAAUACUUGUAAAAUGAAUCAGAUUACAUUAAUCAUUCAGGUGAACAGUUCCAUUGAUUUGGGCACAGUUUGAUACACAAAUCUCCCUUUUUUGUCUAGAUUUCCUGCUGUCUUGUGAUUCAUUACAAAAGAGCUAUGCAAUCUUUUGCUUUACAUUGCUAAAAUGAAUUGGAUCAGUAACUUAACACAAUAAAUAAAUCUAAUU